Messenger RNA from Aspergillus alliaceus, 811 nucleotides. Its product is annotated as mitochondrial 37S ribosomal protein bS18m. Gene Ontology annotation, biological process: mitochondrial translation. Gene Ontology annotation, molecular function: structural constituent of ribosome; small ribosomal subunit rRNA binding. Gene Ontology annotation, cellular component: ribosome; mitochondrial small ribosomal subunit. The record is from RefSeq and is a predicted model, not a curated record. The transcript is spliced from 3 exons. Bases 87 to 665 code for a protein of 192 amino acids. NCBI's taxonomy places the organism in Eukaryota, Fungi, Ascomycota, Eurotiomycetes, Eurotiales, Aspergillaceae.
GCGAAACCCCCGACCAUCUCAUUCUGUUUCUUGCUCGAAUUGACGCUCCUCAAUUGUUCUGGUAGAUCGUCAAACUGUGCUUGAAGAUGGCAGUUCAUCUGUUUUCCUGGUCUCCUUUGCGCAGCUUCGGGUCGACCAUGAGCUCCAUGGUUGCAAGUCGGUGGAAUUCGACUCUUGCGACAGAUGCCGCUGCUCACCAACGUACUGCCAGCGUCAACCAAAGACCAAGAGUAUUCAGCCGCCGUCGUAUUCCGAACCGCCAAAGAUUCAUCGAGGACCAAAAGACGCAAGGAGAGAGUCGGAUACUAGAAAAAUACCAGACCCGUGACUGGCGGGCGGGCGAUAUUUACACACCCCAUGAUCUUAGCGCUGCCGAAAUGAAGAAAUGGAGGAAGCGCUACAGUCCGGCCACAGAUGCUUUUGAUUCUCUGAAUAUGAACCCUUUAGACUUGUACAAGAACCUUUCGAUCAUGUCCGAGUAUAUCACCCCGAUGGGGCGUAUAAAGCAUAGAAACACGACUGGCCUACGACCUGUCAACCAACGAAAAAUUGCAAAGGCUAUCCGAAGGGCCAUCGGUCUCGGUCUGAUGCCUAGUGUUCAUAGACAUCCAGAGAUUCUUGCGGCGGAACUGAAGGCGAAGGUAGAUGGAAGCAGCAUCUUUUAAUGGAGUUAUGGCAUGCCAACGUUGCACUUUUAUGCAGAUCCAGGGGAGGGUGGGAGAUCUGACUGCAAUUUUUCCUCGAAGACCCUCACUUUAGAGCCAGACAUUGUACUACUACAUUCAAAUAAAAUCACUACUUGGGAUUGGAA